AUGAAGCUUUUCUCCAUCGGGGUGCUGCUCUUAGCAGCAUUCCAGAUCACAUUAGGAGCCGCAGCCGACAGCGCAGUCUCUGCUCCAGCUUGCGGUCUUAAGUGCAUUGUCACCGCGGUAGCGGAGCACUCGACUUGCGGUCUCACAGACACGGCGUGCAUCUGCCUUAAUAAAGAACUCAACCUAGCUGCCGCUGCUUGCAUCGCAAAAAGCUGCAGUGUUAGGGACCAGCUUGCCACUCAGAAAUACUCAAAACACACAUGCGGUGUCGAGGGCGAAGACCGGACGGCGCUGGUAUGGAUCAUCGGCAUCGUGUUCGGCAUACUCGGCUUCAUAGCCUUCUGCCUCAGGGUGGCGUCUCGCGUGUUCGUGGGUACACAUGCAACUUGGGGCCCUGAAGAUUGGGUCAUGACUGUUGCAGUCGUCUUGAUGAUACCUUUGGCGGUUCUAUCUGUUCCUCUUGCCAAUUACGGGCUAGGAAAGGACAUGUGGGAAGUUGAGCCGGAUAAUAUCACGAAGAUUCUUUACCUAUACUUCUGGGACGAGCUCGUCUACCUGGCCGUCCUCCCCGUCACGAAGAUCUCCAUCCUCCUGUUCUACCUCAAAAUCUUUCCCAAGCGCGAGGUCAAAAUCGCCAUCUGGGUUCUCGUCGGCUUCAACAUAGCCUAUCUGAUUGUCUUCGAGGUCAUCUCCAUCUUCCAGUGCAGGCCGAUAGCAGGUGCGUGGCUUGCGUGGGACAAGACAUUCGAGGCCACAUGUAACGAUAUCAACAUGCAAGGUUGGAUGGCCGCUGCCUUGAACCUUGUGCUGGAUCUGUCGGUCAUUAUAUUGCCAUUGCCGGAACUCGCUGGGCUCUCUCUGUCGCUGCGGAAGAAGAUCCAGAUCUUGUCCAUGUUCUGCGUCGGUUUCUUUGUUACCAUUGUUAGUGCUCUUAGACUACAGUCUUUGGCGAAAUACGCAAAUACGUCAAACGUCACACAGGAUUACGUCGAGGUCGGCUACUGGUCGACGAUCGAGGUGCCCGUCGGGGUGAUCUGCGCGUGCAUGCCCGCCAUCCGCUCGCUCAUUGCCACCAUCUUCCCGAAGGUGUUUGGCACCACCCAGCAGAAGUCGGACUACACAGGCAUCUCGGGCGGGUCCAAGCAGUGGUCCUUUGGGAGACUGAACUCGUCUGGGAAGCACAUAAAGGUCAAGACAGAGUGGACAGUGAGAUCGCACAACGUCCCCGAGCACGAGGAGUCACAGGUCGAACUGGUACCCUUGCCGUCGCCAGGGACCCUACAGCAGCCGUUGCCCACGAGACCUCCGUCGGAAUUGGCCGUGAUGCAGACGAGUUGCGAGCGUGCCAAACGCUCUUGA
Messenger RNA from Diaporthe citri, 1359 nucleotides. RefSeq lists its product as uncharacterized. The transcript has 8 exons. Lineage: Eukaryota; Fungi; Ascomycota; Sordariomycetes; Diaporthales; Diaporthaceae. Bases 1 to 1359 code for a protein of 452 amino acids. The record is from RefSeq and is a predicted model, not a curated record.